Suillus plorans is the source of this 2064-nucleotide messenger RNA. RefSeq lists its product as uncharacterized. Bases 1 to 2064 code for a protein of 687 amino acids. NCBI's taxonomy places the organism in Eukaryota, Fungi, Basidiomycota, Agaricomycetes, Boletales, Suillaceae. The record is from RefSeq and is a predicted model, not a curated record. The transcript is spliced from 10 exons.
AUGACCAAUAACUGUUUCCCAGAUACUGUUCCUAAUCGAUAUCGAGAACUUAUGAGAGUGUCUCGACUGUGGAGAGACUUGAUGAGUCGAAAAUGGUUUGGCUUUGCCCAUAAUGAUGAGCAGAAACCGGACAAGGGUGAUCUGGCUUGGUUUUGCCCUGCUUGUCCACAGCCUGGGAUUAACCUACCUCCUGACUGGCAAGCCAGAUAUGAAAGGCAACUUGACACAGAUAGCAUGCAUAACCAUGCUGGCCGGUUAAAACUGAGUUGGCUUGUUUCACAAAGAUAUGUGGUAGACGGGAACUUCACUGCUCAACAUAUGGUAAUGAGAAAACCACAGUUGGACAUUAGUUUGUCAGACGGGCUUGGGUAUAUGGUGAAAGAUCAAGAAUACCAGACUCAUCUGUCAUCGGCUGUAGAAAGUAAAGAGCGGUCUUCUUGCAGCAAUCAUCAUGCAGUAAAUGCAGCCAAUAUCAGCAGGAGCAAUCUUCGAGCUACAGGUGUAGGAGCAACUGCUUGUGCUCGACAUGGAUGCUUUGUUCCUCAUAGUAUAGUUGAUUUUCAGAAGGGCGAAAGACACAUGAAUAUCGACUACUCAAUAUGCAAUGCAUUGAAUUAUCAUUCAGCUGGUAUAGACUCUUCCCUCAUCAUUUAUGAUGUGGGGUGUCAGUGGAGCAUUAAUUUUCUACAGAGAGUAGCCCAGAGCAAGGGCUUGUCUGUACCUGAAAAUAUGCACAUCGUUCCAGCAGUUGGAAAAUUCCAUCUUAGCGCUCACAAAUUAGCUUGCUUUGCAAGGUACAGCCUCAACUUUAUUCAAGGGGCUGGACAUGUUGAUGGGGAGAUUUUGGAGACUCUGUGGGCACCAUUCAAUAAGAUCUCCCCAACUGCUCGGUCAAUGAGUCAGGCUCACCGUCAAGAAGUUCUUGAUGAUCAUAUGCGAGACUCAAACUGGAAAAAAAUAGUGGGAAUAAUGAAGACUCUCUUGAAAAAGUACAAACGGGCUCUCAAAGAUGUUGAUGACACAAAGUCUCCCUUUGACGAGCUCACUCUGUCUCUGGACCCUGAGAAGAUUUCGAUAUGGAAGAUCGAUGAGAAAAAGGCCAUGGAACAACGUGGAGAGUAUCUUGACAUCUAUCAGUUGCAGAUGAACAAAGCUCCAACUAUGGCAGAGAUUAGACUCAAAUUAACUGAGUCUGAGAAUACCGACACUAGCAAACCUGGGACAGUCUCUUGGCUCAUUACUGGCAUCAAUCUGGAGGAUUUACAGGAUGGACUAAGGGCAGAUAUUCGACAACUUCCUACUGAUGCAACCCCAGGACAGAAAGUUUCUAUAGAAGAGAAGCGACAGAGAUUGACAGCUAGGAUAGCUAAAUUUCAUGAAACAGCCGAUGCCAUGACUGCUGGUAUGGAUCUUGGAACUGCAACAGUGCAUUCCGACGAUCCUAGAUUCUGCUAUGCAGGUCAUGAUGAAAAUGGUUGGGGAGAGGUCUCAGAUGAAGAGAUCUCAGAGUAUAUUGACGAAGAAAUCUUGGCUGAAGAGAUGGGUAUCUGGAUGCCAUCAUCAGUGCCCUACCAGGAUGCAUUGGCUCUCGGACUGGGUCCCCUCCAAGCUGAAGAAUUAGAACUUCGAAAGGGCCAAGCCAAUGACUGCCUCGAAAAGCUUCGAAUGGCCCUUGGUCAUAAGGCCAUCAUCUAUCGUCAGUAUUUUCGAAGUGCUAAUUCUACAUGGGCUGGGACUAGGUCAAAGCAAGAAGCUCAACGCUGUCAGCUCAAAAUUGACAAGUGUGUAAGAAGCUAUCAGAGGGCAAGGUCAGCAAUGGAAGGUCUAGGCAUGGACAAAGCCACCUUGGGGAGUCUUUAUCAGCCAAUAUCGCCUACAGAGCUCAGUAUAGACAAAGAGGUGACAGAAGAAAAUAGAUUUGGACAAGGGUCAGACAGGCUGGCUUGGUUUUGGAGGGGAAAUAAUGCAAGCCAAGGUCAAGACGAUGCCUGGAUAGAUGAAUCUCCAACCGAUCUAGUCUACAGGGUGAACUGGUUGAAGGCUAAGGCUAGAUGGAAUAGAUAG